This is a messenger RNA of Pyrus x bretschneideri (Chinese white pear), 2042 nucleotides long. RefSeq names its product ras-related protein Rab7. Gene Ontology annotation, molecular function: GTPase activity; GTP binding. Bases 1211 to 1834 code for a protein of 207 amino acids. Gene Ontology annotation, cellular component: vacuolar membrane. NCBI's taxonomy places the organism in Eukaryota, Viridiplantae, Streptophyta, Magnoliopsida, Rosales, Rosaceae. The record is from RefSeq and is a predicted model, not a curated record. The transcript has 7 exons.
UAGAGGGCGGGUGGUUCGACGAAGCUGGCGACUUAGAUCUGGAAGAAGACUGACUGGCGGGAGUUGAUGCUUGACUUUGCUAUUGUUGAUGAGACAAGUGACCCGCGAGAUGUUAUUAUUUUUAAAACACUUUUUAAAUUUUUUUGCUUUUUAUAUGAUUCACAUGGCACAAUAUUAUUAUAACACUGGGUUCUAUCUAUGUGCCAAGUGAGCACACUGAUAAUUUUUUUGAUGGGAUUCUAACGGAAGAACGAGAUUGAUUUACGGCAUCUAAUUUUCAGGAUGAUUUCAAUGACUAAAGUGAGAUCAAUUUAUGAUCAAACAUUUUUUAUUUUAUUUUUUUAUUUUUUAUUUUUUAUUUUUUUACUUCCGUCCUUCCAUGGCCACUUCUCUAGUGUUGCUUACUUUUCAAGCUUCUGAAAUCAAGUCAGAUGCAUAUUCCUUAUUUUUGUUGGGCAUGACCUUAUGAUCCUAUGGAAGUCAAUCAUGCAUGUUCUUGUAGGCACCAAGUCUGUCUCUACUCACUACGAGCCACCAGCAGAGAUUUGGUUUUUGAUUCUAAAGUAACUAAAGAUAUUGCAACCAAUUUGCAACUUAAUUGAAAACAAACCAACCAACAAUGUCCAACCUGUCAAAUUACAAUAAAACACUAUACAGAGAUGAGAGAUGUUUCUUUUACGUUGAGGCAACCACGACUGGCACUAAGGCCAAUAGCAAGUCAACUAACAAGCACUUUUUUUAAGUCCUCUACUGCUGAUUAAUUGACAUUGUCAAUCAAUUAAUUUUAUCAAAUAUUAAAAAAAUAUAUAUAUUGAAAGAGCUCAGCUGGCGGGUAACGUUGGUUUUGGUUGGCAAAGUUCACAUGGCUCUCACUUUGUAUCAUUCAAUUCAACACAUCACAUGAAAAAUAAAUUAAUUAAUUAAUUAAAAAAAAUAAAUAAAAAAAGAAAUUUUAGAAAAGAAAAGUGUAGCCCAAGAAAAAGUUGAGCACCUAGCUAGUGACUUAAGAAGAAUCAGGAACCACCUUGAAAAUGGCCUCCCCUUUUCUUUAUCAAACGUGAUCAUAGUUUCUUUUUCCAAACUUUUCCCAACAUUUUGCAUCCUAUUGGAUUUAAAGGAAGCAAACACUUUUAACUUUGAUCAUUAAAGCUUGGAGCUCGAUCAGCAAAAAACUUUUCUUUAUUUGUCUUCAACAAUAAUACAGCCAGCCAUGGAUACUUCUAUGAAAAGAAGAACGCUGCUUAAGGUCAUCGUCCUUGGAGAUAGUGGGGUAGGAAAGACGUCUUUGAUGAAUCAAUAUGUUUAUAAGAAGUUCAAUCGACAAUAUAAAGCUACAAUUGGUGCAGAUUUUGUCACCAAGGAACUUCAGAUUGAUGACAAAUUGGUGACUUUGCAAAUUUGGGACACAGCAGGGCAAGAAAGAUUUCAUAGUCUUGGAGCUGCGUUUUAUCGAGGAUCAGAUUGCUGCGUUCUUGUGUAUGAUGUGAAUGUUAAUAAAUCAUUUGAAGCACUUCAGAACUGGCAUGAAGAGUUUCUCAAACAGGCAGAUCCAACUGACCCGGCAGCAUUUCCCUUCAUACUACUGGGAAACAAAAUUGACAUAGAUGGUGGAAACAGCCGUGAGGUUUCUGAGAAGAAAGCUAGGGAAUGGUGUGCUGCAAAGGGAAACAUACCUUACUUUGAGACCUCGGCGAAAGAGGAUUACAAUGUUGAUGAAGCAUUUCUAUGUGUUGCAAAAACAGGACUAACCAAUGAACAUGAACAAGACAUUUACUUCCAAGGUAUUUCAGAAACUGUUUCAGAAGCAGAUCAAAGAGGAGGCUGUGCAUGCUAAGGAUGGGCCACCUCUUCUGAAUAUGUAAAUUUUUUCUAUAAUUUUUUCAUUCUUUUGAGGGUGGAAGAAAAUAUUUCAUACCUUCAUGUGUUAUAGUGUGCCAUCGAGCAUUCCUAAAUGUACCAUUGUGAGUCUAUAUUUUAGCUCUAAUUUUCACAACUGCGUAUGAAAUGAACUAUGUACCAUUGUUUCUGUUCGAAUUAAAAUA